AUGGCGGUAAAGAUGAAGGGGAUCUUUAAAGGUCUGAGGAUAAUCUCGCAAAUGUUUGCUCAUAAGGAGCAUGAGAUGGAAAUUGGGUUCCCUACAGAUGUAAAGCAUGUGGCUCACAUAGGUUUGGGCACCAGUGACACAUCUCCAAGCUGGAUGAAUGAGUUCAAGUCAAUAGAAGAUAUGUCUGCAGGCUCUCUGAGCACAGCCGGGCAGUCAAGGCAAACUUCUUGGACUUCUACAGACUUUGAGCCAGCAAGAUCCAUGCUGCCCACUGAGAUUAAUUUCCCAGAUAAACAAGAUCAAGAGUCCUCCUCCUGCCCGCCAAGAGGCCCAAGGAAAGCAAGGCGGAAGAAGCCUAGAGAAUCAUCUCCCAACUCUGCAAGAUCAUCUUCCUCGAGGUCAAGAACCUCGUUUGCGACAGCGUACGACGAUUUCAAUGAGUCGCACAGAGGGUUCCGGGUCGUGUAA
This is a messenger RNA of Lolium rigidum, 468 nucleotides long. Its product is annotated as CRIB domain-containing protein RIC10-like. The record is from RefSeq and is a predicted model, not a curated record. NCBI's taxonomy places the organism in Eukaryota, Viridiplantae, Streptophyta, Magnoliopsida, Poales, Poaceae. The transcript has 4 exons. Bases 1 to 468 code for a protein of 155 amino acids.